Physella acuta is the source of this 975-nucleotide messenger RNA. Its product is annotated as inactive pancreatic lipase-related protein 1-like. The record is from RefSeq and is a predicted model, not a curated record. Lineage: Eukaryota; Metazoa; Mollusca; Gastropoda; Physidae. Gene Ontology annotation, molecular function: lipase activity. Gene Ontology annotation, biological process: lipid catabolic process.
AUGACCUCACCAUUCGGCUUUACCCUGCAAAGACCUCUUGCUCUACUCCCUCAAUCACCAGCAAAUGUCAAUACCAAAUUCCGCCUGUACACACGUACACAGCGAGCCACCCCGCUAGAUCUUGAGGCUGUCAAUGUGAAAACAAGUCUCCAGACAACCUGGCCAGAUUUUUCACCCAGACCGACCAAAUUUGUCAUCCAUGGAUUUCUCGAUGGUACAGAGAUGAACGCGAGGUCUAAGGAUUUGAAAGAAAAGCUACUGACCCAGGGAGAUUACAACGUUAUUCUGGUGGACUGGUCAGCGGGGGCAGUAACCACCUACACUCAAGCUAAGGCCAACACCCAGCUAGUGGGGGCUCAGAUAGGUCUUCUCAUCAACCAACUCGUGGGAAAGUACAAUGUCAAGGCCAAAGAUAUCCAUAUCAUCGGACACAGUCUGGGGGCUCACAUAGCUGGCUACGCUGGUCAGAGGGUCAAAGGUCUAGGGAGGAUAACAGGUUUGGACCCAGCUGGACCGGACUUCGAGGAAACGCCAGCGGAAGUGAGACUGGACCCAACUGAUGCCAUGUUUGUUGACGUCAUACACUCCGACAUUGGGGAUCUUAUCAAUUUCCAUUUUGGAAUCAAACAGUCUGUAGGUCACGUUGACUUUUUCCCGAAUUCAGGUUACAAGCAACCAGGAUGUAGCCAGUCAACAAUCGAUUCGAUUAAACAAUGGGGACUCAUUAGCGGUGUAAAGGGAAGGUUAACCUGCAACCACAGUCGUGCCGUUGAACUGUUCGCUGAGAGCAUCAACUCCGGCUGUAGGUUCAGGAGUUACCCGUGUGAUAGUGAGGACAAAUUUAAAUCAGGACAAUGCACCACCUGUGGUCCAUCUGGUUGUGCCAACAUGGGAUUCUGGGCUGACACCAACAAGAACGCUACAGGCAAAUAUUACAUCAAGACAAAUGGUGCUGCACCUUUCUGCACGUCUUGA